Pyrus x bretschneideri (Chinese white pear) is the source of this 4303-nucleotide messenger RNA. RefSeq names its product spliceosome-associated protein 130 A-like. The transcript is spliced from 3 exons. Gene Ontology annotation, biological process: mRNA splicing, via spliceosome. The record is from RefSeq and is a predicted model, not a curated record. Bases 131 to 3766 code for a protein of 1211 amino acids. Gene Ontology annotation, molecular function: protein binding; U2 snRNA binding. Lineage: Eukaryota; Viridiplantae; Streptophyta; Magnoliopsida; Rosales; Rosaceae. Gene Ontology annotation, cellular component: U2 snRNP; nucleus.
GUUUCAGCCUCUCUCUUACUUGAGUUUUCAAAACCCUAAACGGACCUAAACCUUGCGAGGUCCCAACACUCCCCACUUCACCGUCCUCCCAAAACCCUAGCUUUUUCCGGCAGCUCCAAAUUUCCAUGCCAUGUACCUCUACAGCCUCACUCUCCAGCGCGCCACCGGCAUAGUCUGCGCCAUCAACGGCAACUUCUCCGGCGGCAAGGCCCAGGAGAUCGUAGUCGCCCGCGGCAAAGUUCUCGACCUUCUCCGCCCCGACGAAAAUGGUAAGAUCCAGACUCUCCUCUCUGUUGAAAUUUUCGGCGCAAUUAGGUCGUUAGCUCAGUUUAGGCUCACUGGGUCUCAGAAGGACUAUAUUGUUGUCGGGUCCGAUUCGGGUCGGAUUGUGAUUCUUGAGUAUAAUAAGGAGAAGAAUGUGUUUGAUAAGAUUCACCAGGAGACUUUCGGGAAAUCGGGUUGUCGGAGGAUAGUUCCGGGUCAGUAUUUGGCUAUUGAUCCUAAGGGUAGGGCUGUUAUGGUUGGGGCAUGUGAGAAGCAGAAGCUUGUUUACGUUUUGAAUAGGGAUACUUCUGCUAGGUUGACAAUUUCGUCGCCCUUGGAGGCGCACAAGUCGCAUACAAUUGUGUAUUCGAUUUGUGGGGUUGAUUGUGGGUUUGAUAAUCCCAUGUUUGCUGCCAUUGAGUUGGAUUAUGCGGAAGCUGAUCAGGACUCUACUGGGCAGGCGGCGAACGAGGCGCAGAAGCAUUUGACUUUCUAUGAGCUUGAUCUUGGGCUCAAUCAUGUAUCGAGGAAGUGGUCGGAUCAGGUUGAUAAUGGUGCAAAUAUGCUGGUCACGGUUCCUGGAGGUGGGGAUGGUCCAAGCGGUGUAUUGGUCUGUGCGGAGAAUUUUGUGAUUUAUAAGAACCAGGAUAAACCGGAUCUCAGGGCUGUGAUUCCUAGGCGUGUGGAUUUGCCUGCAGAGCGUGGGGUUCUUAUAGUUUCAGCAGCUAUGCACAAGCAGAAGUCAAUGUUCUUUUUUCUUUUGCAGACAGAGUAUGGAGAUAUAUUUAAGGUUACUCUGGAUCAUGAUAACGAUAAGGUCUCAGAAUUAAAAAUCAAGUAUUUUGAUACAAUUCCAGUUACAACUUCAAUGUGUGUGUUAAAAUCUGGGUUUUUGUUUGCUGCGUCAGAGUUUGGGAAUCACUCUUUGUACCAGUUCCAGGCAAUAGGAGAAGAGCCUGACGUGGAGUCUUCAUCAGCUACAUUGAUGGAAACGGAAGAAGGUUUCCAGCCUUUGUUUUUCCAGCCCAGAAAACUUAAGAACCUUGUUAGGAUUGAUCAAGUUGAGAGCUUGAUGCCGAUAAUGGAUAUGAAGGUCAAUAAUCUAUUUGAGGAAGAAACACCUCAAAUAUUUACACUUUGUGGGCGGGGUCCUCGUUCAUCCCUCAGGAUAUUAAGACCUGGUUUAGCUAUCAGUGAGAUGGCUGUGUCAGAGCUUCCUGGUGUACCGAGUGCGGUCUGGACUGUGAAGAAGAAUGUGUCUGAUGAAUUUGAUGCAUACAUUGUGGUGUCAUUUGCAAAUGCUACUCUUGUGCUUUCAAUUGGUGAGACAGUUGAAGAAGUUAGUGACAGUGGGUUUCUUGACACUACCCCAUCACUUGCAGUUUCUUUGAUAGGUGAUGAUUCUCUAAUGCAAGUGCACCCAAAUGGAAUUAGGCAUAUUAGGGAAGAUGGACGUAUUAAUGAAUGGAGAACUCCUGGAAAGAGGACGAUUGUAAAGGUUGGCUCUAAUAGACUUCAAGUAGUUAUUGCACUGAGCGGAGGAGAACUUAUAUAUUUUGAGGUUGAUAUGACGGGUCAGUUAAUGGAGGUGGAGAAGCAUGAAAUGUCUGGAGAUGUAGCUUGUCUAGACAUUUCCCCGGUACCUGAAGGGAGACAGAGAUCUCGUUUCCUUGCAGUUGGUUCAUAUGACAGCGUCAUUCGUAUUUUGUCAUUGGAUCCUGAUGACUGUAUGCAAAUUCUUAGUGUGCAAAGUCUUUCUGGAGUUCCAGAAUCUCUCCUCUUUCUUGAGGUUCAGGCCUCAAUUGGUGGGGAGGAUGGUGCUGAUCAUCCUGCUAACCUUUUCCUUAAUGCUGGCUUACGCUCUGGGAUUUUAUUCAGAACUGUGGUGGAUAUGGUCACAGGUCAGCUCUCUGAUUCCCGUUCUCGAUUCUUGGGACUAAGAGCACCAAAGCUAUUUUCUAUUAGUGUGAGAGGCAAGCAUGCUAUGCUUUGCUUGUCAAGUCGGCCCUGGCUUGGUUAUAUCCAUCAAGGACAUUUUCUCUUAACACCACUAUCGUAUGAGACCCUUGAAUAUGCUGCCUCAUUUUCAUCCGAUCAAUGUUCGGAAGGUGUAGUUUCUGUUGCUGGAAAUGCUUUGAGGGUAUUUACUAUUGAAAGAUUGGGAGAAACAUUUAAUGAAACUGUGAUUCCACUGAGGUAUACCCCUAGAAAGUUUAUUGUUCAACUCAAACGAAAGCUUUUGGUAAUUAUUGAAAGUGAUCAAGGAGCAUUCACAGCAGAAGAGCGUGAAGCUGCAAAAAAGGAGUGUUUUGAGGCUGUGGGUUUAGGUGAAAAUGGAAAUGGUAAUGUAGAGCAGAUGGAAAAUGGUGGCGAUGAGGAGGAUCCCUUAUCUGAUGAGCACUAUGGGUAUCCUAAGGCAGAGUCUGACAAGUGGGUGUCUUGCAUUAGAGUUCUUGACCCCAAGACAGCAACUACAACAUGUCUGCUGGAGCUUCAGGAUAGUGAAGCUGCAUUCAGUAUUUGUACAGUGAAUUUCCAUGACAAGGAGUAUGGUACACUUUUAGCUGUUGGCACAGCGAAAGGACUGCAGUUUUGGCCAAAAAAGAGUGUAACAGCAGGCUAUAUUCACAUAUAUAGAUUUAUAGAUGAUGGCAAGUCCCUCGAACUUUUGCACAAGACACAAGUGGAUGGUGUUCCUCUUGCCUUGUGCCAGUUUCAAGGAAGGUUACUAGCUGGGAUUGGACCAGUGCUCAGACUCUAUGAUUUGGGGAAGAAAAGGUUGCUCAGGAAGUGUGAGAAUAAGCUGUUUCCCAGCACAAUUGUAUCAAUCCAGACCUAUCGCGAUCGGAUUUAUGUAGGUGACAUUCAAGAGUCAUUCCACUACUGCAAGUAUAGGCGGGAUGAGAAUCAGUUGUACAUCUUUGCUGAUGAUUGUGUACCAAGAUGGCUUACAGCAUCCUUCCAUAUAGAUUUUGACACCAUGGCAGGUGCGGACAAGUUUGGGAAUGUCUAUUUUGUGCGGUUACCACAGGAUGUUUCAGAUGAGAUAGAAGAAGAUCCAACGGGUGGGAGGAUAAAAUGGGAGCAGGGAAGGUUGAAUGGCGCUCCCAACAAAGUAGAGGAGAUAGUGCAGUAUCAUGUUGGUGAUGUCGUCAGCUGCUUGCAGAAGGCAUCUCUAAUUCCAGGUGGUGGGGAGUGCAUCAUCUAUGGAACAGUGAUGGGUAGCUUGGGUUCAUUACUUGCGUUCACCUCCCGUGAUGACGUUGACUUCUUUUCUCACUUGGAGAUGUAUAUGAGGCAGGAGCAUCCACCUUUGUGUGGUAGAGAUCACAUGGCUUAUAGAUCAGCAUAUUUCCCAGUCAAGGAUGUGAUUGAUGGAGAUCUGUGUGAGCAGUUCCCAACAUUGCCCAUGGAUCUGCAGAGAAAAAUUGCGGAUGAGUUGGAUAGAACUCCUGGAGAGAUACUGAAGAAACUCGAGGAAAUUCGAAACAAGAUCAUUUAAGAACAAGCUCAAAAGUUCCUUCCUGGUUUUACCACACCAUUUGGUUUUAGCAUGCAUUCAUCUCAUAACAUCACUGUGUUGGUCAAAAGGUUGGAAGUGGAUGAAUACACGAUACAACUUAGAAUUUUGUUCAUCUGUAGUUUAUCGCAGUGUCAUUUUGCUGGGAUCGAUGAUGACUGUAGUUACACUAACAGGGCAAGCAUGCUUGCGAUUUUCUUUUCCUGACGUUGCUGGAGUGAGCGAAUGUUUCUGUUUCGAUAAAAUUGAGACGCAGAUGGUUGAGACUUGAGACUAAAUCGAAGUGUAUCGGAAGAAGCAGCAUGCAUCUUUGCACCUUUUAGACCGCGUUACCUGUUGUUGUAAUUAGUAAUUAUAGAUUAAUGUUUCCCCCUUUUUGUGGUUCAUCCUCUGUUGAACAAUGUUAGCAAGAUAUGUAUUUUUCUCUGUAACCCUCUAUGAAAUCUUGCACUGAAUUAUGUAUGGUUGGUUUUUUUUUUUUUGUUUGCUCCAUAUGUUUAUGGUUUUGGAAUUCAUCUA